This is a messenger RNA of Linum tenue, 1413 nucleotides long. NCBI's taxonomy places the organism in Eukaryota, Viridiplantae, Streptophyta, Magnoliopsida, Malpighiales, Linaceae. The record is from the annotation of a GenBank genome assembly.
AUGGCGUCUCCUCCUCCCCCUUAUCCCCUCAUCCUCUCUCUCCUCCUCCUAAUCUCCACCGCCGCCGUCACCACCGCCAUCACAAUCCCCAUCUCCCCCUCCUCCGCCCCAGCCUCCACCGACCUCCACCAAAUCCUCGCCCACCUCGCUUCCGCCUCCGUCUCCCGAGCCCUCCGAUUGAAAUCCACCCACAACCUCCCACAAGAUUCCUCCCCUGUUUUCGCCACUUCCUUAGUCAAAACCCCACUCUUCCCCCGCAGCUACGGCGGAUACUCCAUCUCCCUCAGCUUCGGCACUCCACCGCAGUCCACCAGCUUCGUCAUGGACACGGGAAGCUCCCUCGUCUGGUUCCCCUGCACCUCCCGCUACCUCUGCUCCCGCUGCAACUUCCCCAACGUCGACCCCGCCGCCAUCCCCUCCUUCAUCCCCAGAAACUCCUCCACCGCCAUGCUCCUCGGCUGUAAAAACCCCAAAUGCCAGUGGAUUUACGGGCCCAAUGUCGAAUCGAAAUGCUCCGGCUGCGACGCCCCUGGAUCUUCCCCCAAUUGUACCCAGACCUGCCCUCCGUACAUGAUUCAGUACGGUCUGGGAUCCACCGCCGGUCUUCUUCUCACCGAGACGCUCGAUUUCCCGGAGAAGAAGGUUCCCGAUUUUCUCGUGGGUUGCUCGAUUCUCUCCGCCAGGCAGCCCGAAGGAAUCGCUGGGUUUGGGCGUGGGCUCGAUUCGCUUCCUUCCCAAGUCGGAGCCAAGAAAUUCUCCUACUGUUUGGUCUCCCACAGCUUCGACGACGCGCCCGUUUCCAGCGAUUUGGUUCUGGAUCUGGAUUCUGGAUCUGGGAAGAAGACGGCGGAGGUUAGCUACACGCCCUUCAGAAAAAAUCCCGUGACUUCCAAUUCCGCUUUGCAGACCUAUUACUACGUCAAUCUCCGGCAAAUCGUGGUCGAGGGGAAGCACGUGAAGGUCCCGUCGGAGUAUCUGGAGCCCGGUUCCGACGGAAACGGCGGCACGAUUGUGGACUCGGGGACGACUUUUACUUACAUGGAGCGGCCGGUGUUCGAGGCGGUGGUGAAGGAGAUUGGGAAGAGGAUGGCGAAUUUCACGGUGGCGACGGAGAUUCAGGAUCUUACUGGGUUGAGGCCCUGUUACAAUGUUUCCGGCCAGGACACGGUGUCGGUCCCCGAAUUGAGCUUCAAAUUCAAGGGCGGAGCGGAGAUGAAGCUCCCUGUGACGAAUUACUUCGUGCUUGCCGGCGAUGGGGCCAUUUGUUUCACGAUUGUGAGCGAUAAUGUGGUUGGGACGGGACUGCGAGGCGGGCCGGCGAUCAUUUUGGGGAAUUAUCAGCAGAGGGAUUACUACAUUGAGUACGAUUUGGAGAAGGAGAGGUUCGGGUUCAAGCGGCAGGUUUGUGCCUGA